Messenger RNA from Ustilaginoidea virens, 2187 nucleotides. RefSeq lists its product as uncharacterized. Bases 1 to 2187 code for a protein of 728 amino acids. The record is from RefSeq and is a predicted model, not a curated record. NCBI's taxonomy places the organism in Eukaryota, Fungi, Ascomycota, Sordariomycetes, Hypocreales, Clavicipitaceae. The transcript is spliced from 2 exons.
AUGGAGGAGCCUCGCGCAAAGAGCACCGCCUCUCCGCCGACCGAGCUUAAAUCGCAGUCUCCGGCAUCCAACACCACCGACCUCUCGUCGACUUCGCGAGCAGGCACGGCACCAUCAACGGCAACCCAGCCCAUAACUUCGGCGGCAUCGCCGGCCAGAUGCGACAGCAGCGUUUCCUGCAAAACCGAAGCCUCCAGCAAGCACGGCGCAUCUGCGAAAGGGGGCGCAGCCUACGGCGAGCACACAUCGUCUGCACGCUUAAACGGGGCCACGCACCGUACCGAGGAAAAUGAAGGCGAGAGCGAGCUGAGCGAUCCAGACAGCAACGUAGGAGCCAACGACCUUGAGGACGAGAUUGUGGUGAGUGAUUGUGGGACCCGACGUUCCUGCGGCGGAGAAGCAUCAGAGUGGAACGACGACGAGAUAUUGGGCGAUGCCCCCGAAGAAGCAAGCGCUUCUCAUUAUCCCAAACGAAAGCCUACUUCGAUUUCCACCAACGAGAGCGAGACCAAGCUGGAGAGCCCACGUGCUACAGCUCUCGAGACAACCCCUACGUCACCCGCAAGCUCAAGCAAAUUCAAGCCUAAUCGCCAGAGUCUCGGCGGCUUGGGGGUCAAGGGAGCUCUGCUCGGCACGUGGAGGGACUCGAACGUCCCCGACCAAGACAAGAGGCACGCUGUCAUUGGCUUCAUUGACGUCAGAGACCGUCUCCGAACCCGUGUUCAGCCAACCACCAAAGAUGGCAUCUCCCUUGCCGAGCAUUAUCCUUUGCCUCCUGGCCCCGGCGGAAGUUGGGUCACGUUUGAUCGUAUAGUCUUUUCAGAUCAUCUCGUUGGCCUGGAUCAUUUCCAGAUAAAGGAGUACACCCGCAUCCGGUCCGACGUGGCGCCAGAGGAUAGUGAAGAGGAGCGCAUGGCUGCCGAGGCCGCUGCCGUGCACGAGGCUGUCCGUCGAGUCGCGGAGGAUCUGACCCUGGAAAAUCGAACCCAGCCGCCUGCCAUUGCGUACGGCGCGGACUUGCCAGAGCAUCUUCAAGCGCCGUUCCGUCCGGACCUCAAGCGCAAGAGGUUUGGCGGCGCCUUCGCGGCCAUCAUCAACCCGGCGGCUCCUGAGCUUGGCGUUGAGCCUCCCUCGCUGCCCACGCCCCAGCACUCGCUGGCGUCCCAUCAGGGCCGCUUCUCCAUCGAUCCCCUCCCUGGCACUCGACCAACACGCAUUCUCAUUGGAUACUGGAAACCCUCCAGCGAAAUCGAUCCCUGGGAUCGCCAUGCCGUCUACGGCAUUCUCGGCCAAAACGACAUGUUUAGGGUCAAGGUCGUGCGUGAGACUAGGGACGGGCGGUUCGUCGACGGCAACUUUCCAUCCGGAGCUGGGGCUCUGUGGAUCCCGUACGAGGAGGUCGAGUUUGAGCCCCACCUGAAGGCGCUGAACAGACAGGAGAUCAAGGAGUACUGCCGAGUUCGACAGUAUCAGCUGGAUCGUGGCGAGACCUCUGCCGAACGGGUAGGCAAUGAAACCAAGGCCGUGUGUGAAGCGCAGACGCGAGCUGGCACCAUGCCCUACAAGCAGCCUCACAACGCCACUGUGCCGACCUUUACGGCCUCUCCGCAGGGCGACGACGAACGCAUCAACGGCCGACAUGGCUACGGGAGCCACGAGCUCCGGCACUCGCGCCGAGCCGAACUCCGACCUAUCCGGGCUUCUCUCGGCGAACGGGAGCUCCGCACCGGCCGUCAGCACGGCGGCGAGGACGCUGAGCGAACCAGCGCCCUUGCCCGCCGCGAGAUUGCGCGGGCCGAAGCUGCCCAAGGUCGGGCCGACCGUCACGUCGUCCAGAGAGAGAGAGCCGCGGCCGCCGCAGCUGCCGAUGCCGCGGCUGCCGCUGCCGCAGCCGCAGCAGCAGCAGCUUCCAACACGCCCAUUGACGACGAGCCACGCAACGGAACCGGCGGGAUGCUCUACCACGAGUCCGAGGACAUGCAGCGGUUGAACAGGGUGUGGGCUCGGCAAGAAAGCCUGAGAAUCAAAGGCGGUCCUGACGACGCCAAGAUGUACGACGGCAUCAAGUACGAGCGGAAGGCGAACGGGCCGUUCAUGGGCAAGCUCGUGUCGCAGGGGACAAUCAUCAACAUAGAAGGCGAAGAUUACGUCGAGUACCGAGUCCUGACGAAGCCGUCCUUCUUCUAA